GGGAUGCCAACUCGCGUCAUCGUGACGUGUCGCUUAUGUAUAAUACUUGGGACGCUGAACUUUGAAUGAGAAAACCGAAUAGUAUAUAAAAUGCAUAUGUUCCUUAGUAAAAAAAGUUAUGAAGUGUUGGCGCUGUUUUCGUAUUCGAAUUACGAACUCCAUAUUAUUUCUUGCCAAUACUUUUGCCAAAGCGGCUUAAAAUAAUUCAUGCACAGGCUUCUUCGUCAAGAUUUCCGAUUUAAUCGUUGCCGUUUUGUGGGCCUCGCACGGCUUCGUGAUUCACGUGCCAUCUCUAAUAAUAUUGCAGUGGAUUGGAUAUUUAAUAAAUUUAAUAUAUUGUUAUAUUCUGUCUGCCGCGCCUUGACGUGCCAAACUCAUGGAUAACAAGUCAGCCGUAUCUGCUCUACAUGAGUUUUGUGCAAAGACAAACAAUACUCCACCAACAUACAAUUUUAUUAAAGGCGAAGACGGAGGUUUCGUUUGUAAAGUAGAACUAUUGGAAUUAGAGGCCCUUGGAAAUGGGCGUUCGAAGCGCGAUGCCAAGCACCUGGCUGCCGCCAAUAUCAUGCGUAAAAUACAAAUGCUGCCCGGCAUGCAGAGCAUGACGCAGGAUUUGUCGUUGGGUGAUCUGGGUGAGGAAAUGACCAACCUAAACCGGGACAUGCUGAAGGAGCUGCGAGACUACUGCGUCCGCCACGACAUGCCACUGCCCCGCAUUGAGGUAGUGCAGCAAAGCGGCACCCCGAGCGCCCCGGAAUUCGUGGCCUGUUGCUCCGUGGCCUCCAUUGUUCGCUACGGAAAGUCGGACAAAAAGAAGGAUGCCCGUCAGCGAGCGGCCAUUGAAAUGCUGGCCUUAAUCUCCAGCAAUUCGCACAAUUUGCGUCCGGAUCAAGGGCAAGUAGCGAGCACAAAGAAAUUCAAAGGUGCUGAUAUAGAAGAAACUAUGGAGGAACUGGAGGCAUCGCGCAGAAAGAAAUUCAACAGCUACUGGGAGUUGAAGGAAGAAGGGAACGUAGACCAUACAGGAAUGCGCCUCUGCGACCGACACAACUACUUCAAGAGCUUCUAUCCUGCCCUGAAAAAGGUGGCUCUUGAGGCCAUCCAUUCAGAUGAAUACGAGAGCUCCAAGGAUAAGGCUAUGACCGUACUGAACGCUUUAAAGAUAACACCCAAAAUCAGUGAAGUGGCAUCUACAUCGAUGGUUCCCUUGCUUAGCGUCGAGCUUAAUUGUGAUUUCGAUGUGGUCCUUAUAGAGAAUGAGACUAAUAUAUACGACCAUAUAAUAGAGUAUUUUCGCACCAUGUUGGUUUAAUGUGUAUAACAUUUAUUCAACUAUUCUGGCUUAAAACUAGGUAAACUCGUUUUAUUUACACUCUAGAAUGCACAUAUUUCAUUAAAUCUUACGGUUAAUACAAAAUUA
Drosophila simulans is the source of this 1420-nucleotide messenger RNA. RefSeq lists its product as uncharacterized. The transcript has 2 exons. The coding region runs from base 377 to 1312 and encodes 311 amino acids. The record is from RefSeq and is a predicted model, not a curated record. NCBI's taxonomy places the organism in Eukaryota, Metazoa, Arthropoda, Insecta, Diptera, Drosophilidae.